Messenger RNA from Loxodonta africana (African savanna elephant), 15801 nucleotides. RefSeq names its product mitogen-activated protein kinase kinase kinase 8 (gene MAP3K8). The transcript is spliced from 8 exons. Gene Ontology annotation, biological process: protein phosphorylation. Bases 392 to 1795 code for a protein of 467 amino acids. Gene Ontology annotation, molecular function: protein kinase activity; ATP binding. NCBI's taxonomy places the organism in Eukaryota, Metazoa, Chordata, Mammalia, Proboscidea, Elephantidae. The record is from RefSeq and is a predicted model, not a curated record.
AGAGUUUUGGGGCUCGGGGGUUUGUUUCUGGUCGCGCUCCUUGUGGGUGCCUGCCGGGUUCCCGCUCCGACAUGGAGGCUGCCCCGCAGAGAGGAGAACUACCGGGCGAGCGGAGUUGGGGGCGCAAUUGCGUUUACGUCCUCGGCGCGGGUCUCCUGCUGCAGCCAGAUACGGCUGGAAAGCACCUUGCGCAAGGGUCUCCAGGGGUGCAGACUCGCGACUCCUCCCCCUUCCUCCUCCUUCCCGGAUCCCCAGCCAGAGCAGUGAGUGCUGGCCUGGACAGUGAGCGGGGAAGCAGGCACCGGGUCACUGCGCCUCCCGCCCCCGAUGCCCGCCGGGAUAGCCGCACUCUCCCUGCUGAGCUCCGGACGUUCGAGACACCACAACAGUAAUGGAGUACAUGAGCACUGGAAGUGACAACAAGGAAGAAAUUGAUUUAUUAAUUAAACAUUUAAACGUGUCCGAUGUAAUAGGCAUGAUGGAAAAUCUCUAUGCAAGUGAAGAGCCAGCUGUUUAUGACCCCAGUCUGAUGACCAUGUGUCAAGACAGUAAUCAAAAUGAGGAGCGUUCAGAGUCUCUGCUGCUCAGUGGCCAAGAGGUGCCUUGGUUGUCAUCGGUCAGAUAUGGCACGGUGGAGGAUUUGCUUGCUUUUGCAAACCAUAUAUCAAAUACCGCAAAGCAUUUUUAUGGACACCGACCACAAGAAUCUGGAAUUUUAUUAAAUAUGGUCAUCACCCCCCAAAAUGGACGCUAUCAAAUAGACUCUGAUGUGCUCCUCAUUCCUUGGAAGCUGACUUACAGGAACAUUGGCUCUAAUUUCAUUCCUCGGGGGGCCUUUGGAAAAGUGUACUUGGCCCAGGACAUGAAGACGAAGAAAAGAAUGGCGUGUAAACUGAUCCCAGUAGAUCAAUUUAAGCCUUCAGAUGUUGAAAUCCAAGCUUGCUUCCGGCACGAGAACAUCGCUGAGCUGUAUGGUGCGGUCCUCUGGGGUGACACUGUCCAUCUCUUUAUGGAAGCAGGCGAGGGAGGGUCAGUUCUGGAGAAGCUGGAGAGCUGUGGACCAAUGAGAGAAUUUGAAAUUAUUUGGGUGACAAAGCAUGUUCUCAAGGGACUUGAUUUUCUACACUCAAAGAAAGUGAUCCAUCAUGAUAUUAAACCUAGCAACAUUGUUUUCAUGUCCACAAAAGCUGUUCUGGUGGAUUUUGGCCUGAGUGUUCAAAUGACUGAAGAUAUCUAUUUUCCUAAGGAUCUCCGAGGGACAGAGAUAUACAUGAGCCCAGAGGUGAUUCUCUGUAGGGGCCAUUCAACCGAAGCAGACAUCUACAGCCUGGGGGCCACGCUCAUCCACAUGCAGACGGGCACCCCCCCCUGGGUGAAGCGCUACCCUCGUUCAGCCUAUCCCUCCUACCUGUACAUUAUCCACAAGCAGGCGCCUCCGUUGGAAGACAUCGCAGACGACUGCAGUCCCGGCAUGAGAGAGCUGAUAGAGGCAGCCCUGGAGAGAAACCCCAACCACCGCCCCAGGGCCGCAGACCUCCUAAAGCACGAAGCCCUGAACCCCCCGAGAGAGGACCAGCCACGCUGCCAGAGUCUGGACUCUGCUCUCCUUGAGCGGAAGAGGCUGCUGAGUAGGAAGGAGCUAGAACUUCCUGAGAACAUUGCUGAUUCUUCAUGCACAGGAAGCACAGAGGAAUCCGAGAUGCUAAAGAGACAACGUUCUCUGUACAUAGACCUGGGAGCCCUGGCCGGCUAUUUCAAUCUUGUUCGGGGUCCACCCACGCUAGAGUAUGGCUGAUUGAUGACAUCAUUUCCUCUAAAUUAAGACUCAGCGUUUAUCUUCUGGAAGCUGAUUCUGCUGACUGGACACGGAGACUCUAUACAAUGGCUUGUGCCAUUCAUUAGCUGUGCACCGUGGCUCCAAUGACUCAUGAAUGUGAGCUCCAGGCGGCUCCCGUGUGUCUGAUUGUGAAGCGACACUGGUACACACUAGGUCUACAGGUUCUCAUUUCUCAGGUGGUGUGACUCCAAGGAAGGACAUUGGGAGUUCAUAGAAGGAUCGUUUUUGGUGACUGAUUCCAUUCACUUUGCACUUUGCUCAGAUUUUUAAUCACAAGGAUAAUAUAUUAGCCUAAAAUUACUGUUCUUGAUUCUAAUUUAAGUGUGGGGGUCUUCAUUUAACUCAGAAUAAUUGUUUGGUAUAAAUAUUAUGUCAUAACUCUUUAAGCCUUUGUCAGUAGAUUUUAGUACAAAUCGAAUUCAUUAUGUUUUGGGUAAAUAGGAUAACUUGAGUAUUGUAGCAAUAAGCUGAGCUAGUGUCUUAAAAAUGGCUGAGCGGUGAAUUAGGUGCCAUCUGACAGCCUAUCACUAAUGACACGUCCUAAUAUAUUCCUAUGGAAACAUUUUGUACUGUACGUGCUAUGCCUAGAACAUUUGAAACACGAUGUUUUGAAUGUGGAUAAAACUGUGUAAACCACAUAAUUUCUGUACAUCCCAAAGGAUGAAAAUGUAACCUUAAAGAAAAACAGGAACUUUUGUAAAUUCUUAAACAAUGCUUCUUUUAUAAUUCUUAUGACUACUUUCUUUCAAGCAUUUGUAUAUUAGAAUAGCAUACUGUGUAUGUUUUAUAGCAAAUGCUUUCAUGAGACUGUCUUAUAUCUAUCUAUAUAUAUGUAUUUUGACAUUGUAAAGUAUGUGAGUACUCCUACUUAAGGUAUGUUUUGACAGUCCGCAAAUGAAACCAGCAUUUUGUCCAAUGUGAUUGGUCAGGUCAACCAAAUAAAUCCAAUAUUUUGUCUUAAUUAUUGUGAGGAGUGUGAUUCUUAACUGGGACUGGGGAUGGGCUGUAGGGGAUGGGGUAUAGGCAGCUGGCAUUUGUACCCAGGGCUUUCUGACUCCCACGCUCAUGCUUGUCCUCACACCAUGCUGCUCUCAAGAGACCAAUCAUCUCUGCACAGGAAGCCCAGUCCCCAAGGGGGUUCCCUUCCCAAGGAAAAGGCGGGGGCGGGAAUUCUCCACAAAGCUAAUGAAGCCUUGGCUUCAGGGCUCCUCACUCACACUGGCCUUUUCUGUGGUCCUAUAAUUUCUCAUCACCCCAAAUCAGGCCCAACAAAACCUGGAUCUGCCCCUGAUUAAAGGUAUACAACUUCUGAUGAUUUUCCAAAAAAACUGACAAAGCCUGUGUAAAUUGAGUCCUGCUUAACAAAUCCCAUCUGGGGAAAAGCAUUCCUAUUUUGUAAAUCUGAACUCUGGUGGGGAGAUUUGGGGAUGUUUGUGUUCUGAGAACCGGUCAGUGGUGGCGAUGGCUGAGGAAGCGGUGGCGAGAGCUGCCAGGAGAAGUUCAGGGCUGAAACCCGCACCCCAGGCUCUGCAGAGCCGCUCACCGGGAAGGCAGAGAACUGUGCCCGGACAGAGAACCUGCUUCAGAGAAGCAAGGAGGCCUGACUAGGUUCUCGGGGAACCCAUCGCACUUCAUCCUGAGAAGAUGGGCAGUCGGACAGUCAGGCAUGAGUGUCGCUGGGAGAGAAAAAUCACGUCCUGAAACUUCCUUCUGCCCAGUUUGCUAAUUCCUGCUUCAGGUGGCAAGGGCCCUAUCCGGGAUGAGAGAUGCACUGGAAUGCAUGUGCAAGUGGAGAGGGGGUCCCUCCACUGCAGGCCUUUGAGGCCAUCCUGUCAGAUCCCUUGUUGGUGAGUCAUGGCUGGUUGAAGGCAACAGAGCCAGGGUUAGAGCCUCAUCUUCUGGUUUUCACUACAUCGUUAAGUGUGAGUCCUCCUACCUUCACUAUCUUUUAGCUCCUUGUGUGUUACCUUCAAGUCUGUAAAGUCACCUGAAACGAGUGAAGAUGACUGCCUGUCAGCAAUUGGCCUGACCUGAUGGGAAUUUACCCAGCCUUGGAGAAAUGGGAAGAGCACCGGUGGCUCAGUGAAUAAGAGCUUGUCAGCGGUUCAAACCCACCAGCCACCCUGCGGGAGAAAGAUGUGGCAGUCUGCUUCCGUAAAGAAGAAACCCUAUGGAGCAGUUCUACCCUGUCUGAUAGGGUCGCUAGGAGUUGGAAUCGACUUGACAGCAACAGGUUUGGGUUUUUUUUUUUUUUUUUUUUUGGUUUUUGGAGAGGUGGCUUCUAUCUGGGGAUCAGCCAAUGGGUUUCUGCUCCUAAAGCUAAGUUUCCGCCGAUGUCUGCCAUGUUACUGAGCUCUGAUGUGAGACCUGACAGGUCUUCUUUCAGUUCCCUGUGUUUCUCUCUGGUGCUUGAUUACUUUCAGACGGACCCAAACAAAUCGGCCUUUUAUUGAUAGCAAAUUUAUAUGGUGUUACUAUAAAAGCCAGUGUUUUCUGGAGGGCCCAGAGGAUUUUUUUUCUUAAGCCUGCAAUUUGAUUAGUAGUUGUAUUGAUCAGGGUUCUCCAGAGAAACCCAACUCUCUUUCUCUGUUUCUAUGUAUGAGUGUGUGUGUGCGUGUGUACAUAUAUAUUAGAGAGAGAGUCAUCUUAAGGAGUUGGCUCAAAUGAUUGUGGGGACUGGCAAGUCCAAAAUAACUUCACAGGCUGAAAACCCCAGCAAGAUGUCUGUGUUACAGUCUUAAGGUAGAAUUCGUUCUUUUCCAGGAAACCUCAGGUUUCGCUCUUUAAAUCCUUCAACUAAUCGGAUGAGGCCCACCCACAUUAUCCAGGGUAAUCUCCUUUCCUUAGAAUCAACCGGUUGCAAAUGUUAACCGCAUCUACAAAAUACGGUACCUUCACAGCAACACCUAGACCAGUGUUUGACACAACAGCUGGGCACCAGAGCCUCGCCAAGCUGACAGGUAACACUAAGCAUCACAGGGUGUGAUGUCAGGACUACAUCACAGGAGUAAAGACUGCUCGAUGUCAGGGGUCCGAGGCCAAGCCCUGUGGGCAGCCUGGAGGAAGUGUGCUGAGUGGGAGAGCACCCCUGCUUAGUGGAGAGCUGAAGCCUUCUGGGGACCUACUCAGGCAAAGAACUGCCGGACCCUGCAGGGAACACAGGUGAGGAGGGGGCUGGCCCCUCUUACUUAAUUUGUCCCUGCUUAAGGGUGCACAUUCCAUUUUGGAACUCUUACAAGGCUCUUUGUUUAAGGUAUCUGUUUCCAAAAAGACUUUUUUGGCCAAGCAAUUACUUGCAAUUUUACUUUUUGCCUGUGAGCUGGUUUUUAAAAUGCCAAUUUUAUCUCCAAGGCAAAAGAAAGCAGCGAUAACAAUGCCAUGCUUUGGGGACCAAUGUCUGGUUUCAAAAGUCCACUUAGGGACGAGAGAAGAGAGAUGUAAAGUAGCUGCACACAAAGCACCUUUGUAAUAAUCUGUAUCCAACCUAGGGUCCCUGGGUGCUCCAAACAGUUAACAGGCUUAUCUGCUGAAUGAAAGGUUGGAGGUUCAAGUUCACCCAGAGGUACCUCGGAAGAAACACCUGGCGCUCUACUUCCAGAAAACUCGCGACUGAAAACCCUGUGGAGCACAGUUCUACUGUGACAUGCGCUGGGUGGCAAUCACCUCAACAGCAACUGGUUUGGUACCCGCCCUCCCUGGGGUGUUUGUUGCACUCUCUGUGGAGUGAGCAAACGGGGAGUCUGAAGCGGGAGGAGAGGGUAUCAUCUAUCACUCUCCCCUGUUCUUUGGGACAAAGGUCCUGACCUCUGUGAGCAGCAGCUGCCGCCUGAACAUCUGGAGCUUGGCUCUUCCCUCUCUCAAGACCGUUUAUUGCUUCCCUGUUCAUCUCCCAUGUUUGACUUAGACAUGGGAAAAUUGAUUUGUCUCACUUCAAAACGGAAGUGAGAGAAAGUGAGAGAUUAUCACGUGCAGUUACCAUGCAUGAGAACAAAGCACGUGUUUCAGUUAUUUUCAAUGCUGGGAGAAGUUCUGAGUACUUCACCAAUUCAGAGAAAUCUGCUUCGCCACAUGUUAUAGAUCAAGAAGCCAUAACAGCUGGCUAUCUGCUGACAGCACAGCACAGUAGCUGUUGUAACCAGAUCCCAUUAAGUCUCACGACUGUGCAAGGGGGCCAACUGCAAAGGCAAAUGAACAAGUAAUCAGUUAAAGGGCAGAGAAUUCUCUCAUUACAGCUCUAGGUGGGAGUGCCUUGAGUUGUCUUCGUAAUUUAACAUCAUACAAAUAACGUGGAAUUGCUCCACAAACACUGGCUAUUAUUAUUAUAAUAUAAUUAUAUAUAUUAUAUACUAUUAUUAAAAUAUAUAAAUAUUAUAUAAUUAUCGAUACUAUAUGAUACUAUUAUUUCCUUUCAUUACUUCAUGCUAAAGUCUCUCCAUGUGAACCUUAAUGUGCAUCGGCUUCGUUUUUCCACGUGAAUGUCGGGCUUCAGAGAGCAGGGCUCAUCUUGCACUCGAUUGGAACACGUUCCCACAUUCACUGAUUUAUAGGUUCUGGUGGACUUGAUUCUCCUGAGCCUGAUCAACAUUUUUCCAAGGCAUCAAGGAAGAUGCAAAGGAAGCAGAAUAUUUUCAGGAAAAAGAGGGUUAAUGGGCACUACCGAAGGCUUGGGGCCAUUGGUGGUUUAGUGGUAGAAUUCCCACCAUCCAUGUGGAAGGUCCGGGUUCAAUUCCCAGCCAACGUAUCUCAUAAGCAGCCAUCACCCGUCUGUUAGUGGAGGCUUGAGCGUUAUGACGGUGAACAGAUUUCAGCAGAGCUUCCAGACUAAUAGAAGCCCUGGUGGCACAGUGGUUAAAGUGCUUGACUUCAAACUGAAAGGUCAGCAGUUCUAAGCCACCGAAGCUCUGCAGGAGAAAGAUGUGGCUGUCUGCUUCUGCAGUGAUUUACAGCCUUGGAAACCCUAUGGGGCAGUUCUACUCUGUCCUAUCGGGUCGCUAUGAGUUGGAAUCACCUUGACAGCAGUGGGUGGCUUCCAGACUAAGACAGACUAGGAAGAAAGGCCUGACAAUCUGUUUCUGAAAAUCGGCCAGUGAAAAACCCUAUGGAUCAUAAUGGUCUGAUCCUCAAUGGAUCAUGGGAAUGUCUGGACCAGGCAGUGUUUUAUCUCAUUGUACCUGGCAUCCCCAUGAUUUUGGGACCAAUAUGAGGACAGUUAAAUGAAAGCUUAGAGUUACAGAUUGACUCCUGGUUCAAUAUUGCUUUUGACAAAUGUACCAAUGAGCUACAGCUCCGAUGCAACUGAUGAGGGAGAGGCUACAGAUGACAACAGCAGGCGCCAAGAAGGGCUUCUGCCAACUUUCAGCUUGUGCGGUAAGGAAGUGGCAUGACCUCCAACCGCCCCACUCCCAACCCCACAUUCCCACCACCUGCCUAGGUAUUUCUUCUUAUUGGAAAUUCUGGUCUUACCAAAGUUUUGCUCCCAAUAGGACAGAGGACAGAGUGGUGACUCAGGCCCUGGGAGGCCCCCUCCUACUUCUCACAACUUCUCUCUGUGGAUUAAUUAUGAGUCCCAGCCAAGGCCACUGAGCAGGAAAGCACCAAUUGUUUCUCUUAAUUAAGUCACAUCAAAAACAAAGAGAAAGAGCAAGGUAAUUAAUUCAGAGUUUCUCAUUGGAAUCCAAAGUUCCUUUUUUGGUAGGGCCAGCAGGCAAAAGUGAGCAGGCAACUGCUUUCCGCAUUUCCCUCUUUAGUGUCUUGCACCAGUUCCAGGGAAAACUCAUCCAAGGCAGCAGGGGGCUUCGACACUGUUGUUGCCGCAUGCAGAGCGGAAGAAAGCGCUGCCCAGCCUGUCUUGUCUGGGAGCUCUGAUUCGGCAUCAUAGCAGAAUGCAAGCCGCCAUGGACAGACAGGUGGUGGCUGCCUGAGCUACAGUGGUCAGUUUGGAAGGACAGAAAUCUACUAUCCAACCAGUAAUGCCUCAUGAGCUUUGAGAUAAGAAUGUGGUUUCUUGAGGUUUGCAUUGCUCCAGGUUAUUUGCUUCUAGUUUAAUCAUCUAUCAAUUCAGUAGUGACUUCUCUUAUUUUUCACUCAGAACUGAUUUUCUCUCUAUUUUGUUGAAGGAGACUAGCAGAAAAGAUUGGUUUAUUUAUUUAUUUAUUUCCUAUUUCAUCAUUUUGUACAUGUACAAUUCAAUGACAUUAAUUACAUUCAUCAUGUGCAUCUGUCAUCACUGUUUCCAAAUUUUUCCAUAUUUUUAAUAAAAAUUCAUAUUGCCUUUUUUGGAAUAAAUACUAUGUGCACAUGGUAAAAUAUUCGAACAGUAAAAACUAGGUCUCCCUCCCAUUCCUGGACCCUUCCCCCCAUCAGUUCUUCAGCUCUUGGGAGAUAAUUGCUGCUAGCAAAGAUAUUUUAUGCAAAUACAAAUAUAUGCAAUUAUAGAACCUUUUGUAAAACAACAACCAAAAAACCUACACAAACGGUAGCCUAAUUUCCACAUAGAUUUACGUCUUAUUUUCCUUACAGACAGUUUCUCAGUGAUUCCAGAAGGAAGUGUUUUUAAUCAGAGGAGGCCCUGAACAUGUGUCUCACUUUGUAGUCUAAGCCUUUUCUCAACCAUUUGUGCUGUGAGGUGGGGUGUCUCCGCUCUUGGCUUUCCUUGUGCUUUUGUUUCCUCCUCUAGAAGUUGAGGGGUGGAACCAGAGGGCCUCUCAGGUUACUCGCAGUCACUGAAAUCUUUAAGAUUAUAAGAAAGGAAACUGAGAGGCAACAAGUUUAUGGAUCUGCUAAGGUCCAAACAUGGGGGCAGUGGAGGUUCAGUGGUAGAAUUCUCACCUUCCCUGCAGGAGACCCAGUUCAAUUCCCAGCCAACUCACCUCAAGCAGUUACCACCUGUCUGUCAGUGGAGGCUUGUGUGUUGCUAUGACACUGAACAGGUCUCAGUGGAGCUUCCAGACUAAGACAGACUAGGAAGAAAGGCCUGGUGACCUACUUCUGAAAAUCAGCCAGUGAAACCCCAUGGAUGACAACAGUCUGACUGGAGGCCAACUCAACAGCAGCUAACAACAACAACAACAUUUCUGUUUAGGAUGAAUAAAUAGACUCAUGGUAAAUUGUGAAUUCAGAAAAUGGUAACAAGUGUUUUAAGAGCAAAGCUCUCCCACAAUAACCCUAACCUUGGAGUUAGCAGGAGUGUUGGGAAGUGCUGGUCUCCUUUGUUACUUGCUUUGGUGGCCGGGUCUCAGAGAAAGCCAGAGUGGGUCACACCUGCUUUCGAUAAGCCAGGGCCUGGGCCUGCGUGGGGGAGGGCUGUGUUCAGGACUGCAAAGCCUGUUCGCUUAGAAAGUGUUGCCUGAGCCAAUGUCAUGUAUGAGGUUUUCAUUUUGUCAAGCAGGAGAGAAACCUCAGAGGAAAUGAAAACUAACAUCGACUGAGUGCUUUAUUUGCCACUGACAUUGUGGUAGCUGCUUUUAUGUACCUUAGCCAGCAAGGGAACUGAGACUGAGAGGUUAGGGAAGUGGCCCAAGGACUCACAGUGAAUAAACGGCAGAAGUGAGACCUGAACCCAGGUCCCUCUGACUCCAAAGUUCAUGCCCUGUCCUCUAAGUUUCAUUCUGUCACUGCAGGGAAGUUGUGCUCGUUUCCCAGGCUGCUGCAACAAAGUACCACGAAGUGACUUAAAACAAAACAAAAAAAUUAUUCUCUCACAGCUCUGGAGGCCAGAGUCUGAAAGCAAGGUGUCAGUACUGUGACUCCUCCGGAGGCUUUGAGGGAGAAACUGCUUCAGGCCGCUCUCUUAGCUUCCGGUGUGGCUGGUAAUCCUGGGCGUUCCUUGGCUUUUAAAUACACCACUCCAGUUUCUGUCUGCAUUGUCACGUGGCUGUCCUCCCUCUGUGUCUCCCUCUAUGUCUCUUCUCCUCUUUUUAUAAUGACACUGGUCACAUCGGAUCAGGGCCCACUCUAAUCCAGUAGGACCUCACGUUAACUAACUACGUCUACAAAGAUGCUGUUUCCGAAAAGGUUCAGAUUCACAGGUAUAGAGGCUAGGACUUUAACAUAUCAUUUUUGGGGAACACAAAUCAACUCAUAACAGAAGAGGAGAAAGAAAUUUCCUACCAAAGCUUGUUAAGAUGAGAAUCCAAAUCCUAUAUUCCCUAUAUUAUUCCUACCUAUAUAUGUCCUAUAGGGUCGCUAUGAGUCGGAAUCGACUCGAUGGCACUGGAUUUUUUACAAUACAUGAAGAAAGCAAGAGGUCAUUAAAAAGCCAGAAAAGAGCAAAACAGAUGUCAGAAGAGACUCUGAAACCUGCUCUUGAAGGUCAAGCAGCUAAAGUGAAUGGAAGAAAUGAUGAAGUAAAAGAGCUGAACAGAAGAUUCUAAAAGAUGGCUGUAGAAAACAAGUAAAGUAUUAUAAUGCAAUGUGCAAAGUUCCGGAGUUAGAAAACCAAAAGGGAACAACAUGCUUGGCAUUUCUCAACCUGAAAGAACUGAAGAAAAAAUUCAAGCCUUGAGUUACAGUAGUGAAUGUUUCUAUCAGCGAAAUACCAAAUGACACAGGAAGCAUCAAAAAGAAUUAGUCGACACUCAGUCAUCUCAGGAGGUAGCAUAUGAUCAAGAACUGAUGAUACUGAAGGAAGAAAUCUAAGAUACACUGAAGGCAUUGGUGAAAAACAAGGCUCCAGGAAUUGAUGGAAUACCAAUUGAGAUGUUUCAAAAAAUGGAUGCAAUGCUGGAAGUACUCACUCAUCUAUGCCAAAAAAUUUGAAAGACAGCUACCUGGCCAACUGACUGGAAGAGAUCCAUUUUUAUGCCUUUCCCAAAGAAAGGUGAUCCUACAGAAUGUAGAAAUUAUCAAACAAUAUCAUUAACAUCACGUAGAAGUAAAAUGUUGCUGAAGAUCAUUUAAAAGCAGUUGCAGCAGUACAUCAACAGGGAACUGCCAGAAAUUCAAGUCAGAUUCAAAAGAGAAUGUAAAAUGAGGGCUAUCAUUGCUGAUGUCAGAUGGAUCCUGGCUGAAAGCAGAGAAUACCAGAAAGAUGUUUACCUGUGUUUUAUUGACUAUGCAAAGGCAUUUGACUGUGUGGAUCAUAAGAAAUUAUGGACAACAUUGUGAAGAAUGGGAAUUCCAGAACACUUAAUUGUGCUCAUGAGGAACCUGUACAUAGAGAAAGAGGCAGUCAUUUGAACAGAACAGGGGAGUACUGCGUAGUUUAAUGCCAGGAGAGGUAUGCUUCAGGGUUGUAUCCUUUCUCCAUACUUAUUCAAUCUGUAUGCUGAGCAAAUAAUCUAAGAAGCUGGACUAUCUGAAGAAGAACGUAACAUCAGGAUUGGAGGAAGACUUAUUAAAAACUGGUGAUAUGCAGGUGACACAACCUUGCUUGCUGAAACUGAAGAGGACUUGAAGCACUUACUGAUGAAGAUCAAAGACCACAGCCUUCAGUAUAGAUUACACCUCAAUAUAAAGUAAACAAAAAUCCUCACAAUUGGACCAAUAAGCAACAUCAUGAUAAACGGAGAAAAGAUUGAUGUUGUCAAGGAUUUCAUUUUACUUGGAUCCACGACCAACACCUACGGAAGUAGUAGUCAAGAAAUCAAAAGACCUCUUUAAAGUGUUGAAAAGCAAAGAUGUAACCUCGAAGACUAAGGUUCACCUGACAAGUCAUGAUGUUUUCAAUUGGCUCAUAUGCAUGCAAAACCUGGAUAAUGAAUAAGGAAGACUGAAGAAGAAUUGACACCUUUGAAUUAUGGUGUUGGCGAAGAACAUUGACUAUACCACGGACUGCCAGAAGAAUGAACAAAUCUUUCUUGGAAGAAGUACAACCAGAAUGCUCCUUAGAAGCGAGGAUGGCAAGACUUCAUCUCACAUGCAUUGGACAUGUUAUCCGGAGGGACUAGUCCCUGGAUAAGAACAUCAUGCUUGAUAAAGUAGAGGGUUAGCAGAAAAGAGGAAGACCCUCAAUGACGUGAAUUGACACAGUGGCUGUAAAAAUGGGCUUCAGCACAAGAAUGAUUGUGAGGAUGGUUCAGGACUGGGUGGUGUUUUGUUCUGUAGUACAAUGGGUUGCUAUGAGUUGGAACCAACUCUGUGGCACCUAACAGCAAUGACAAGAUAGGAAAGAAGUUCCUUGUGUUGUUAUAGGAUGUAUUUGCUUUAUAAUAGAAACAGAACUGUAAAAUGAACAUGACCUUAGCUCAUAAGGAGUUUUCAAUCUUUACAAGAUCAGGACUUGUAAAAAUAUCAACUGGGACAUUUAAUGUAAUUCGGUACAGAAUUCUGUUGGCCUGAACUGAUGGAGGAGUAUGCAGCAACUAUAACGUUGGAACAGUGAGAGCUGUAAUAAGCUUGUAGAAAGGGAAAGGAUCUGUAUCACUGAGGGUCUUAGACUGGACUUCCCAGGAAACAUAGCAUGUGGAAAUGCUUAUCUGCUAAUGCCCGAUGGGAGGUUCAAUUCGAGGGCAGUGAGAUUGAGGGAAGAGGGUAGAGAAGCAGGAAAGGAGGGAAAGCAAAUGAAAGGAAACAUAUUACUGAAGAGGUCACAGCUUCAGAAAAGACACAGCUGGUUUCUUGGCUACAUGGGAUAUCUCAGACAGGCCUUACAGAACAUGGUACCCAAAACAGUCCAUUGAAGGGAGGAAGGAAGAGGGAUUCAUUCUCUUUCUCUCCUCUUGCUCCUGUCUCUCAUUGGCCAAGGUUUUCCCAUGAAAUGCAAACUCUUUUACACAUCUGGGUUGCAUCACCAGACCCCUUUAGGCAGUUUCUGAGGAAGCUGUUUGCCAUGUGCUGGGAUUAACAUCUCAUCCAAAUCUAUAAGUGAUGGAGGUGAUCAGACCCUCAGGCUGCACCCACUAGAGCAGGAGCAGUGAGGCCAUGUUGGAGCUCAGCACUCACCUUGGUGAAGACUUGGAGAUGGUCAGUGUCAGCAGGUGAUGUGGUGGUAGCAGUGACAAUGGGCAGAGGCAGGGACUCUCCGUGAGUAAGCAACUAAGAGUACAGAAGGGAGGUGGGGUCAAGCAAAUAUGAGGAGGUGCAUAAGUGUGUCUGAUAAAGGGUUCCAAGAAAAAAGAGAUGGCACAUUCAAAUUAGGAUAAUUUGAGAACAAUGUAUUCACCAAGACAUUCUUUCCAUAGAUGUCAGUGCAAAGGAACCAUAGGGGGCAACUCCAUAACUCUGGGCUAGGAAAUCCCACAGGGCAGUUCUAUUCUGUCAUAUAGAGUUGCUGUGAGUUGGAAUCAACUCAAGGCACAACAACAGUAGAAGCAGAGCCAUUACCAACUCCAGGCUGGAGGGAUUUAAGAAUUGUCUUAGUCAUCUAGUGCUGCUAUAACAGAAAUACCAAAAGUGGAUGGUUUUAACAAACAGACAUUUAUUUCCUCACAAUGAAGUAGGCUAAAAGUCCAAAUUCAGAGCAUCAGCUCCAGGGGAAGGCUCUCUCUGUCUGUAGGCUAUCUCAUCAGUCUUCCCCUGGAUUAGGAGCUUCUCUGGGCAGGAACUGUGGGUCCAAAAGACAUGCUUUGCUCCCAGCACACUGCUUUCUGUAUUUUAUAUUUCAGUAGAGAUUGCCUUAAGGCACUAUCUAACCUUGUGGAUCUCAUCAAUAUAACUGCCGCUAUGGGGCGAUGGUAGCAUUCUGGAUGCAGUUGACUCAGGGAGAGACAGAGAGCUGCACAGCCUACUCACACCUCUGGAACCAAAGAAUGGCACUUUUGGCAAAAGUUAAGCACUUGUGUUUAUUUUACAGCACCCCCAGCUCCCAAGUCGGCUUCAGUGGCUGUUGAUUUCUCUGGGCCUGAGAUAGGCCCUGCCACACACCCUGGCCAUUCCCAUGGCCUUGGAGAAGGAAUAAAUUCACAACUGGGGGAAAAGAUAAUCUGCCAGCUCCACUAAGCUGGGGAGCUCAGGACAGAAGCAGCACCUGUCUAGGCAUAAAUGGUCCAUGGACUUUGAAUACUUUUCCCUCCUGCAUAGACCUGUACAGGCAUAUUUCAGUAGAAUAGGCCCUUGGCAGACUGCAACUGUUUCAGCUGUGCGGUGGAGAGGUGGGUGUUUGAUAUAUGACACCGCUUUGCCUAUUAAACAGGGUCCUCAUCUACCCACAUCAGGGGGCUAAGGACUGGUGGCUCCACCCAUGUUGCCUAGCCACCUGCGACAGGGGUCCAAGGAUAACUGGUACCUUCCAGUCCUUACAACCAAAAGCACUGGGUGCCCAUGGUCCAUCUGCAGAACCCACCCACCUGUGUACUCUAGGAAACACGCUUUCCUAAAAGACACUGAGAGUAUGGUUGUCAACCCCCCAACUUCUUCAGAGCAUGAUCCCCUGCUGCAACCAGAUACCUGUACCUACACUAAUCACCCCUGCCCCUCUAAGACUGUAGGACACAGCCUGUAACACACACUUGUUGAUCAAAUACCUGGGCACCUGAGCUGAAUCCAUACAAGAAAAGUGAAUGGACUCCUGGACUCAUAUACCUGACAACAGCUGUAGCUAUCUGGUGAUAGGAUGUUAGAACUUCAAAGGUGAAUAUAAUCAAGCUAGCUCACUCAAGCAGCCUAUUUGGACAUAUCAAAACAAAACAAAACAAAGCAAGAAGCUAGGAUACAGUAAGGAAACAUAAAAUAAACUAAUACAAUAACUUAGAGAUGGCUUGGAGAAAACAGUCAAUAACAAAUCACAUAAACAAGCAGACCAUGACCACUUCAACAAGAGCUCAAAACAAAGAAUCAAGAAAUCUUCUGGAUGAAGGUGCUUUCCUGGAAUUACCAGAUGCAGAAUACGAAAUAUUAAUAUACAGAACAAUUGAAGACAUCAGGAAUGAAAUCAGGAAGGAGAUCAGGCAAAACACAGAACAAGCCAAGGAACACACAGAUAAAGCAGUUGAAGAAAUCAAAAAGUUUAUUCAAGAACAUAAUGAAAAAUUUAAUGAGCAGCAAAAAUCCAUAGAGAGACAGCAAUCAGAAAUUCAGAAGAUUAACAAUAAAAUUACAGAAUUAGACAACUCAAUAGAAAGUCAGAGGAGCAGAACUGAGGAAGUGGAAGGCAGAAUUAGUGAGAUUGAAGAUAGGACACUUGGCACCAAUACAUGCAAAGAAAAAUCAGAUAAAGGAAUUAAAAAAAAUGAAGAAACCUUAAGAAUCAUGUGGGACUCUAUCAAGAGAAAAUAACCUAAAAGUGAUUGGGGUACCAGAACAGGAAGGGAUAAUAGAAAAUAUAGAGAGAAUUGGUGAAGAUUUUUUUGGCAGAAAACUACCCUGAUAUCAUGAAAGAUGAGAGGAUAUCUAUCCAAGAUGCUCAUCGAACUCCACAUAACGUAGAUCUCAAAAGAAAGUCACCAAGACAUAUUAUAAUCAAACUUGCCAAAACCAAAGAUAGGGAAUUUUAAGAGUGGCUAGGGAUGAACAAAAAGUCGCCUACAAAGGACAGUCAAUAGGAAUAGGCUUGGACUACUCAGUAGAAACCAUGCAAGCAAGAAGGCAAUGGGAUGACUUAUAUAAAGCAUUGAAGGAAAAAAAAAAAAACUGGCAGCCAAGAAUCAUACAUCCAGCAAAACUGUCUCUCAAAUGUGAAGGUGAAAUUAGGACAUUUCCAGAUAAACAGAAGUUUAGGGAAUUCAUAAAAACCAAACCAAAGCUGCAAGAAAUACUACAAGGAGUUCACUGAUAGUACCAGACAUCAACCCAAGACUAGAACAACCAGAUGUCAACCCAGAUAGGGAAUGCACAAAAAUAAAUCAAGAUAAAAAGAACACUCAGAACAUGGUAACAGCGAUGUUAUUAUGUGAAAGAAGACAACAUUAAAACAAUAAAAAGGGACUAAGAAAUCUAGUCAUAGAUCUUUUAUAUGGAGAGUAAGUCAAGGCAAUAUAAAGAAAUAAAAGUUAGGUUUAAACUAAGAAAAAUAGGGGUAAAUAUUAAGGUAACCAAAGAGGAGACUAAUGACACUAUGCAUCAAAAUAAAAUACAAGGAAAAAAAAAAA